This is a messenger RNA of Alternaria alternata, 436 nucleotides long. RefSeq lists its product as hypothetical. NCBI's taxonomy places the organism in Eukaryota, Fungi, Ascomycota, Dothideomycetes, Pleosporales, Pleosporaceae. The transcript has a single exon. The record is from RefSeq and is a predicted model, not a curated record. The coding region runs from base 115 to 429 and encodes 104 amino acids.
GCCAAAUCAGCCUGCAGGCGGUGGUGGCGGUAGAUCCUGCUACUGUGCCUCACGGUCUUACAGGAUUGAACCAACGGCCUCAGCGCCCACGAUUCGGCAAUCAUUACAGAGUAUAUGGAUGCGCCGAAGCCGCUGAAAACAGCUACAAGAGGCCUCGAAGGGUGCGGUAAGCAAGGUAGCUUUGUGGCUAUUGCUGAGAUUAUGCUAGUGUUCGUAUUAUUGUCUAACUGCUACGAGGAGCGCGUUGACAGCUACGGGGCUGUCAACUAUAACGCACACGACGAGGCGCCCGAGGAUCACUUCGAUACUAACCUCGGCGCAGCGUGGGUAACGGCUUACAACUACUACGACAAGCCCGGUGAUACCGCCAUCUACUACACCGUUACACUACUCCACCCGUACUACGCGACUUACUACGAGCAAGCGUAAACUAAUA